AUGCAGAUCUUUCUGAAGCUCGCCACCUUGGCCUUCGUGUUGCUGCUUACCGACGCCUCGAUCGCGGCACCGCUUCCAGGCAUCGGCGGGAGCAGGUUUAGCGGCGGGGCCUCGCGGACGCGGGCUGGCAGCAAGACGAAGUACGGUAGCUCCAGGCUUGCUGGGGGCAGCUCGGGUCUCGACACGUCCUCGCCGGGGCUGGCACGCGACCAUUCCCUUCCUCCGGGCAUGAGCGCCGCUCAUGCUGCGUUCCUUCGAGAAGCAGGAGUCAAGCCUAAUGGCUUGGGCCAAUUGCUGUACGCUCCUAGAAAGAACUCGCCGUAUUAUGAGAAGCAAAUGAGGGAGUGGGAAAAAAGCCUCCCAAAAAAUCAAGAGCUCGAACACGUGGAAUGGCAGCCGGAUCCCGAUCGGCGUGCCAAAUGGAUCGAGAAAACGUCAAGCACUCGCAAAAUCCCACAGGGGCAACGCGCAGGCAAGGCCAAUGAAAAGAAGGAAUGGAAUAAGAAGCCCUGGGGCAAGAUUGGGUCUGGAUCAAAAGCCUUCAAGGCCAAGGACGAGUCAAGAGGGGGAAUGCCGGUCAGGUCGGGGGAUAGCAAUGUCAACGAGUACCUGUACGACCCGGCAAGCGAGCGGGAUGAGAUGGAGGCUAUGAAUCCCGCCAAGGCCAACACUUCACCCAAGGCGGCCAACCAGGGGAAGCCAGACAAACCCAAGACCUCGCUUGGUUCCAAGCUUCUUUCGAAGGUUUUUGGAAAGCCGAACAAGGUGGCCCCCGAAGGAGGAAAACCAGGUGAAGCCAAUACGUCGCCCGAGGAGCCCGAGCUGGUCAACAAGGUAGUCAAGGCACCUCACGCCGAGCAUUGGGCCAAGGAGAUAGCGAAAAACCAUGGACCGAAUAACCCGAUGAAUCCGGCGGGCGAGGGACUUGGCCCCAAGGUUCCGGACACCACAACGUCGGAAGCGGGAGACAAGCCCGAGAGCAUGAUAGCGGCGGGAGUCCUUCGAGUUACCCCUCAGUAG
Purpureocillium takamizusanense is the source of this 1020-nucleotide messenger RNA. RefSeq lists its product as uncharacterized. The record is from RefSeq and is a predicted model, not a curated record. The coding region runs from base 1 to 1020 and encodes 339 amino acids. Lineage: Eukaryota; Fungi; Ascomycota; Sordariomycetes; Hypocreales; Ophiocordycipitaceae. The transcript has a single exon.